ACUCACUAAAGACAACACAACUUCUCCCUGACGCACUUCAUCUAUCAGACAUUUGAGUUUUUGUUGUUGUGAUGACCUCACCUGCAUUUUACUUCUUGCACUCCUGAAAUAUCUUUUUUUCCCCACUUCAUAUGGAUGUACAAGAACUUUAUUCGUUUUUUUCCCAAGCAUACAACCACUGAGCAGACUUUGUAGAGAAGUUUUUGUUUUUGUUUUUGGAGGAACAAGUGUGUGUGUCAGAAUGGCUCUGGACUCUGAGUUUGGUGUGAAGGGCAGCAGCAUCAUCAGGGAGUGGAGUGGACAGGUCCAGCCGGCUCUGGUGGCCACCUUCGUUUUCCUCUUCUGUCUGGAAGCCUGUCUGUGGGUCAGGAACCUCCGGCUCAAGAGACGGCUGCCGGGACCCUUCGCCUGGCCCGUGGUGGGCAACGCCAUGCAGCUGGGCCAGAUGCCGCACAUCACCUUCGCCAGGCUGGCCAAAAAGUACGGCAACGUGUACCAGAUACGACUCGGCUGCAGUGACGUUGUGGUUCUCAACGGAGACAGGGCGAUCCGUCAGGCUCUGGUAGAGCACAGCACAGAGUUCGCAGGCAGACCCAACUUUGUCUCUUUCCAGAUGGUCUCUGGAGGCAAGAGUGUAACAUUCACUACUUACAGCAAACAGUGGAAAGCACACCGGAAGAUUUCCCAGUCGAGCCUCAGAGCCUUUACCUCUGCAAAUAGUCAGACCAAGAAAGCCUUUGAACAGCAUAUUACGUUCGAGGCCAUGGAGCUGGUGCAGGUAUUUUUGCGGCGCAGCACUGACGCACAGUAUUUUGACCCUGCUCAUGAAUUUACAGUAUCUGCUGCCAAUGUCAUGUGCGCGCUCUGCUUUGGGAAGCGAUACGGACAUGAUGAACUAGAGUUCAGGAACCUGGUGAAAAGCCUUAACAAGUUUGGAGAGACAGUGGGGGCAGGAAGCCUGGUAGAUGUCAUGCCCUGGCUCCAGUCCUUCCCUAACCCGGUGCGCAGCGUCUACGAAAACUUCAAAAACCUCAACGAGGAGUUUUUCGCCUUUGUGAAAGAUAAAGUGACGCAGCACCGAGAGUCCUUCAGCCCUGAUGUGACCCGGGACAUGAGCGACGCCAUCAUCAACGUGAUCGAGCAUGGAAAAGACAGUGGACUGUCUAAAGAGUACGUCGAAACGACAGUAACAGAUAUCAUCGGAGCAGGUCAAGACACAAUUUCAACUGUCAUGCAGUGGAUCGCGCUGCUCCUCGUCAAAUACCCAGAUAUGCAAACCAAGCUCCACGAGCUCCUAGACAAAGCGGUGGGCCCGGACAGACUGCCGUCCAUCGAGGACAGGAGCAGCCUGGCAUACCUGGACGCCUUCAUCUAUGAGACCAUGCGCUUCACCAGCCUCGUCCCCCUCACCAUCCCACACUCCACCACCGCAGACGUCACGAUUGAAGGUCUCCACAUCCCGAAAGACACGGUUGUGUUCAUCAAUCAGUGGUCCGUCAACCACGACCCCCUGAAGUGGAAGGACCCGCACAUCUUUGACCCCAUGCGUUUCCUCGACUCAAACGGGACCCUCGAUAGAGACAUCACAAACGGUGUCAUGAUCUUUUCGACGGGUAAAAGACGCUGCAUCGGCACCCAGAUCGCCAAGGUGGAGGUGUUUUUAUUAACAGCAGUGCUGCUGCACCAGUGCAGCCUGGAGAGCGACCCCUCUCAGCCCCUCUCUCUGGACUGCUCCUACGGGCUCACGCUGAAGCCCCUCCGGUUCUGCGUCAGCGCCAAGCUCAGGGGGAAGCUGCUCGGCUUGGUUUCCCCAGCGUGAACAGCGUGUCCCUGUAUUGUGACUCAAGGCCAGCAAACACUUUUACACCAAUGACUUUUUACAGUAACAGUGAGUAUCAGUAUACCUGCACGAAAUCCUGUUGUAAGAUUCACAUAUUUAAUAAUAUUUAAUGGGUAUUUUAACACAGUGUGCUUUUGUUUUGUUGUUGGUGCCGGACUGAGGGUAGGAUUUCAAAGAUGUGUCACUAGCUGCAGGGUGAAAGCUUGUGGACAGUUGGAAUCAGUGCAAAUAUUACACCUCUGCUCCACAAAAAUAUUGUAUACUUGAUGAGAUCUUGUGCAUAAUUGUUUCAUUCUGAGUUGUGUACUUGUUUUACAUCCACUAUUGUAUAUGUAAAUGCACGGUGUGUGCUGAAAUUAGCUAUCUGUCCUAUAAAUGUCAGUGUAAACUAAUAUAACUAAAGGAAAAUACUUGUGAAUGUUACCAAGUCACCUGAUGACUUAUUGUUCUCUAUUGUAUUAUGUAAGACGAUAUUUAACCUAUG
Molecule: messenger RNA, 2324 nt
Organism: Limanda limanda (common dab)
Lineage: Eukaryota; Metazoa; Chordata; Actinopteri; Pleuronectiformes; Pleuronectidae
Product: cytochrome P450 1B1-like
Exons: 1
Coding region: 242-1819 (525 amino acids)
Biological process (GO): progesterone metabolic process; hormone biosynthetic process
Molecular function (GO): heme binding; steroid 17-alpha-monooxygenase activity; iron ion binding
Source: RefSeq, a predicted model, not a curated record